Toxorhynchites rutilus septentrionalis is the source of this 1700-nucleotide messenger RNA. RefSeq lists its product as uncharacterized. The record is from RefSeq and is a predicted model, not a curated record. NCBI's taxonomy places the organism in Eukaryota, Metazoa, Arthropoda, Insecta, Diptera, Culicidae. The transcript is spliced from 3 exons. Bases 268 to 1239 code for a protein of 323 amino acids.
UGUUCACCUCAACAAUUUUCAUUCGGUUUUCUGUUCCCCGUGUUGAGUCAUCGUUUCUGCAAAAAAUCGAGCUCAUAGUCACAAUUCAUCAGUUUUUCUCGCAAAACAAUUGAUUUCCCCCUAUCCUGAAGUAAGUACGCACCACGAACAGUGAAGGUUUGCGUUCUGCAUUGACAAAUUCUCGACUUUUUUCACGGUACUGAAACGGAUCCAAAAACAAAUCAACCAAACGUUUGUCAACGUUGCGCUUCGCCUGCUACGCAAAAAAUGGCCUCGUCUCUGAAGCGCAUUUUUGCCAGCGAAAUUGAUCCGUUUUAUUGUGACGAAAUUGAACACGAAGAUGGAGGAAGCGACACCACAAGUAUUCCCGACGAAGAUAAUUAUUUGUCGAUGAACUCCUCGAAGAAACAACGGUCUGACAGUGGUUUAUCAACGCUAGAGCAGGAUUUCAGACAGCAGCGAAAUCCGACGCGUCGUCCAAAUCCGAAGAUAUCAAACCGGAACGCGCUGCUAGCGCGGGAGAAUCGCAAACGGAAGAAGCAGCAUGUCGAGAGUCUGGAGAAGCAGGUGGAACAAUUGAAACAGCGCUACGACAUAAUUCGCAUGGCUUUGAAGAGGAAGUCGAAACUUGUCAUGCAGUUGAGCAGGGAACGAAAUUAUUUGAGGAGCGUUAUCGCUAACAGAACGGGAAUAAUGUCAGUGUUAAGGUCGGUUCAAAGGACGGGGCUUUCGAUGACAUCGUCUCAGCUCAGUUACGUGACGGGUGCUCCCAAAACUCCUGGUACCGGUAGUAGCUGCGACGAGGGCAUCUGCUCAUCACCCCAAAUGGCGCUAUUCGAGGACGAGGAAAGGUUCAAUUCAAACGAUCUAGGUGUGGCAUCGGAGCAUGUAUCGUUCGAGGAUGAGUUCAGUCGAUUGCCGGAUAUGGAAGAGCUUAUGUCAGCGAUGACCGGUGGCUCGGCUGGUAACAACAGCGCCGAGAAACUGUUGGAAGAAAAGAGCGCUCAGAAUUCUUUUCCAGAGCGAGCUGAACAGCCGAACGAACCCAUCACAUACGGAGCUAAAAGGUGGGACUCUUCCUUCGGCAGCAAAAACUCAAAUGCCGACUCAAAAAGCAAUGCUACUAAUAUAGAAUCGCAAUUUUCAGCAGCAUCGCUGUACGUGUGUGUACGCGGACUGGUACCUGUGUUUGAUCUCAUCUGUCACAUUCGUCUCCCGAAGACUGUAUCGAACCAAUGAAAGGAAACGCAGCUCGAUUCGACGGAGUUGGCGGAAUGGGGGAUGCUACUUCGAACUGAUGCGCGUGACGAACGUGAUUGAGCACCCAUUUCCCACGGGGAUCGUCGAGUCGGGCUGUUAUAUCCGCAUUUCCCCUUUGGCCACUUUGCUUUCACCCGGUUUCUCUUUGCCGUUAAACUAUUUCUUUCAGACUGUGCGUCUUUUGCGUGUGGAUGGAAAAUGCAGCAUUGAUAGUAACGUGAUUCCGAAGAAGCAGGAGCUCAUUGCUGCUGACUUUUGUUGCCGGUAGGUAAUCUGUUGCCAUUAUCUCCAACUUGUUAAUUAAUAUGUUUUAUUAAUUAUUUUUAAAUGGAAUUAAAUGCCUGUGGCAAACAAUUCACUUUUGUUUUUAGUAUGUAUGAGAGGUAUAAGUAUCACUAUAAGUACUCAUAAAUAAAAUAAUAUGUUGAUAUAAUAAGAAA